AUGCUGGACUCUAAGAAAUUUUCAUCAGAAAAACAAUUAAACAUGUCUGAAACUUGGAAUUGGGCAAAUUAUGAUAUUCAUUUGAAUAAUAAUAAUAAUCAUAAUGGUAAUAAUGUCAGUAGUACAUUAACUCCACAAUGGAAUUCCAAUCUACCCGCAUAUAUAGAUCAGACAAUUUUGAAUAAUUCAUCUAUUAAUAUCAUUAAUCCAACUACUUUGUCAACUAUUAACAAUAAUGUAUUGAAUACUACUAUCACUACUACUAAUAAUCAUACAAAUUUGUACAAACCCGCAUAUUCAACUAAAUUGUAUCAUACAUAUCAGGGUGAUCUUGAACAGAAUAAAUGUUUAAAUGAUUUCCCCAAUACAAAUCAAAUACAUUUACCAUCAAUUGAAUCUGUUAGAAGAUUAACACAUCAUGAUAAUAAUCUCAAUCAUAUUUACAAUAACGAAUUAUACUCAACAUAUUUCUAUGAUAAUAAUAAUAAUCAUAAUCAACAUGAUCAUUUACAUAAAUCUGAAUAUAAUUUACCACAAAUUACUUAUCAUAAUAAUGAACAAUAUGAAAUAGAUUUACAAAAAUUACCUAAAAUUAAUUAUGAUAAUUAUUCUAUCAAUCAUGAAAGAAAUAAUACAAAUCAUAUUGAUCGAAUUAUUGAUUAUUUUCCAAUAAUCAAUACUGAUACGAAUUAUUUAGUAAGUUCAACACCAAAUUCAUUAAUUCAUUUUAAUCAAAUUGAUCAAUAUACCUUGGUAACAUGUAAUGAAGUGAAAGGAAAUGAUAACAGUUCCAAUAUAGGCCAUAACAACAAUAAUAAUAAUAAUAAUAAUGAUAUAAUUAAUGAAUCCAAAGAAAAUUCCAGUCUAACUAUUCAACAACAUUUAUGGGAUAUAAAAGAUUUGAAGUUACCAAAAGUUAAUUAUUAUGAUUCAUAUGAAUUAUGGCCAACUGGUCAUUGUAGACGUGUUUAUGCUCAAACAUGUGAACGUGCACGUCGACAUCAAAGUGGUUGGGCUAUGCGUAAUACAAAUAAUCAUAAUCCUCAAGUAUUAAAAAAAUCAUGUCUUGGUGUAUUAGAAUGUUCAAUGAAUUGUAUGGUACAAGGUAAACCAUUAAGUCUACGUCCAGCUAUAUGUGAUAAAGCAAGAAAAAAACAAUGUAAUCGUGAAUGUAUUACACCUGGUUGUAAAGGUCGUUUAAUUCUACGUAAUUGUCGUGGUCAUAGCGGUUAUCCUGUGACACAUUUUUGGCGUUUUGCUAAUGGUGCCGUUUAUUUUGAAGCAAAAGGUGAACAUGAUCAUAAUCGUCCAUCAUUGAAAACAUUCGGUUUAACUGAAUCUGAUACAGUUUUCACUAAUACUACCACAAAUACAAUAAAUUCUAAUGUUACAACAACAAUUACUCCUACUACUGUGGAUAAACUAGUUACAGGAAUAACAACACCAAUAUUACCGGAUAUUGAUAGAAAUUUGAAUCAUGUUACUAAUAAUAAUAACAAUAUUCAAUAUAUUCAUAGUCAAAAUCCUUAUCUUCAUGACCAGUUGCCACAACAACAAUCACAACCACAACAGGGAUGUCAGGACUAUCGAUUUCUUCCACAAUAUGAACAAUCAAUAAUCGAUCAACAGAAUUUCACAUUAUCAAAUGAAUUUUGUAAUUAUUAUAAUUAUCAAUCAUCAAAUCAUUCACAAUUAGAUAAUUCUCAUUUAUUAUCAUUAAAUAAAACGAAGCAUGUAAGUAAACGUGUUACAAAUAGAAAAGUAAUACGUCGUGAAAAAAAGUUAACAAAUACACAUUUAAAAAAACAACAGAAAUGUGAAAAUUAUUAUAAAAAAUUAUCGAAUGAAUCUAAUUGUACACCCGGUGAUAUAAAAAGAAAUCGAAAAAUUCAACAGAAUACAAGAUCAGAUCAAACUAACAAAUUUAAAAUUCCUAUUAAAACUAAUGAAAAUGAUAACGAACAAAUUUUCUGUGAUGAUCCAUAUCAUGGUGAUACAGUUCAUAAUUGUUAUGCAAUAAAUAUCACUAAUAAUAAUUCAUGGAAUAAUGAAAUAAUAAAUCAAAUUGAUUCAAGCUUGAAUCAAUCAAUGGAAAAAGAACAGUACAAUACUACUGAGAUGAAUACAAUGAAUCAUUCUUAUUAUUCUGAUCCACUUUUUACAACAACAACAACAUUAUCAUCAUCAUCUGCAUCAUCAGUAACCAUAACAACAAUGAAUCAACAUCAUUCAUCAUUACCAUUUUGGAAUUGUAUACAAGAUUUAGAUAGUUAUUUAUCAACUAAUCAUAAUUCAAGUAAUUAUAUGACAAAUACUAUGAUCUCUACCAUAUAUUCAUCACCUAAUUGGUCAUUAUCACCAUCUGUAUUAUCAAGUUCCUCUUUGUCAUCUUCAUCUACUUAUUCCAAUUGUACCACUUGUGCAUUAUCAUUAACAUCAUUGUCUUUAUGUUCUACAAAUGUAUCUACAUCAUUAAGUAAACAAAUCUUAUCAAAUCCUACUGAAGUUAUUCAAUGUAAUCCAUUAAGAGAAUCUUAUCAUCAGAUCACAUCUAAUCCAAAUGUAAACUGUAGUGAAUCAUAUUUUAUACAAUACAAUAAUUGUUCAUAUUUAGAUAAAUCUAAAAAUGUAUCAUCAUCAUAUAAUGAAUAUCCUCAAAGUGUAUAUAUCAAUUCAAUGUACCGUGAACAUGAAGAGAGUAAUCCAGUACAGUUUAAUGAUAAUGAUAUAAAUGAAGAAAUAUGUCAUUCUACACUACAACAACCAACUUAUAUAGAUGAUUAUCAUUAUCAUUAUUAUUAUUACUAUUAUUAUUCUAAUCCAUGUUUAUCAAUGUCAGAUCAAAUAGUUUUACAUGAUCCUAUCACUACUACUAGUACAAUUACUAAUAGUAGUAUUAAUGAUGUCAAUAAUGAUAAUAAUACUACUUAUUCUACAAAGUCUGUCAAUAAUUAUUCUAUGGAAAGUCUCAAUUCAAAUAAUCGACAACAUUAUCACGAACAACAACAACAACAGCAGCAGCAACCGACUGUUCAAUGGUCAAUGAAUGAUAUGAAUGAUCACCGGACAGAAGAGAGAUUGAAUGAAACUAUGGAAUUUAUGAAUCAGGAUGAAUACGAUAUUGAGAAAUCAUUUAAUUAUUAUCAUUUCAUGUUAAAUUCAAAUAUGCAUCAACCAAUUAAUAUGAAUUGUUCUAAUGAAUCAGAUAAAUAUGGAAUAGUUCAAGGAAUUAACGAUGUACAUGAAAAUGUUAAUGAAAACAGUUUACAUGAAGAAGAAGAAGAAGAUGAUGAUGAUGAUAACGAAGAAGAAGGAGAAGAACAAGUAGACGAUGCUCAUUACAACCAUCCACCUCCGCCUCAUCAUAAUCAUCAACACCAACAACAAAAUGACGAAUUCACUUUUAAUCAGAAUCUAUUAGAAGAAACAACCAACUGGUCCAAUCCGUAUUUACACAACUCUUCAUUAUUACCAUCAUCAUCAUCGUCAUCAUCAUCAUCAAAGGAACAAAUCGGUCAAUUUGAACCAGAUCUAACGAUAGACAAUGCUAAACAUCAUAAUUUCGAAGAAUGUUUACCUAGAACUAGUAAUAGUUCUAUUACUAUUACUACUACUACUAACAGUAAUACUACUUGUAGUAAUAAUAAUAAUGAUAAUGUUAGUACUACGGAUAAUAGUAAUGAUAAUGAUCAUAGUUUCCCCUGUGAAAUUCAUAACUACGAUAAUUCAUUCAAUUAUUUCAUUGUAAAUGAUGAACCGGUAACUAUGGCAACAAUUGAUCAUUUAUUGAUUAGUAAUUCACAUUUUUGA
Schistosoma margrebowiei is the source of this 3810-nucleotide messenger RNA. The record is from the annotation of a GenBank genome assembly. Lineage: Eukaryota; Metazoa; Platyhelminthes; Trematoda; Strigeidida; Schistosomatidae.